This is a messenger RNA of Nilaparvata lugens (brown planthopper), 961 nucleotides long. RefSeq lists its product as uncharacterized. Lineage: Eukaryota; Metazoa; Arthropoda; Insecta; Hemiptera; Delphacidae. The record is from RefSeq and is a predicted model, not a curated record. The transcript is spliced from 3 exons. The coding region runs from base 1 to 801 and encodes 266 amino acids.
AUGUAUUUAUUAACACUGAAAUGGAAAUCCCCGACUCAAAUUCUAAGUAAAUUGCGAUUCCUCGCUCUUCCCCAAAUCAGUUUCGUGAAAGAAGUUGCAUUCACGUCAACGAAGCCAGAAGACGCAAUUCUCACCAAGGAGGAAAGCUAUGCUAUCCUUUUGAAUCUGGUGGUACCCGGUAUCGAGGCUUUACCCGACAUUAUUUGCAAGGAAGCCAAAGUGCGUAUAGCCGGAAAACUGCGAGUUUCGCGAAAAGUGUUGCCAAACAGUGCUUUUCAUGGCAACCUGGCAACCAUGCAACACAAUCCAGUCACCUUCUUUCCCACCCCUUUCGAGAAGAUGAUGGUGUUGGCCAGUCCUUCGCCGUUGGCGUCUUUUGGCGCGAAAAGUUUCUGCUGUGACGUCGUUGUCAGCUUCCCUAUCAAGUUACUCGGCAUACAAGUGCCCACCUUUUUCUCGCCGCAAAAUAUGUCCGAAUAUGAAGAAAACUACAUGGUAACCGUGCAGUCUUCCAACACCAGCCGAAACCUAUCGAGCACCACGUGGAAGGGCAAAGUGAAGUACAACAGCAGCGUAGACAUCGUGUUCAAAGACAGCGUCCACAUUGAAAGGAACAUCAAGUACUCCAUCUACGUCUACACCUCCAACAUGUACUAUGUCAGUCGCAGCUUCUCGCAUGUUGAGAAUAGGCCGCCCGUCCAGUUCACGUUCAAAGAUACCGUCUCUUACUUUGGAGCACCAACCAAUGCUAAGCUAGUCACUGACUUUGGUUUUGUUACCGAGUUGAUCUAUAAUUUGUAGUUAUUAUAGAAAGUCAUUCCUUCUCAAUAAUCAAUAUUGUAAGUAGGUAUUAUUAUGGUAGUUAUUACUAUAAACAUUCUGUACAAAUGAUUAUUUAUUCAAGUUUUAAUGUUCAAAACAUCUUUUACAAUUAUUACUAUUGAUUUGUAUUGAUAAUAUU